AUGGCCAAUACCCAUCGUGCCGCCCUCCUCAGCAGCCCCGGCAAGCCUCUAGAAAUAACAGAUGCAGACACCCUACAUGCCGGUCUAGGCGAAGUCCUAAUCCGAAACCAUGCCGUCGCGCUUCAGCCUCUCGAUGCCAAGAUGCUGAUUGCAGGUUACGGCCCAGCUGCACACCUCGCAUACCCCGCGAUUCUUGGUACCAGCGGCGCGGGCAUCAUCGAAGCGGUAGGCGAACACGUACAAGGACUGGCCGUGGGUGAUAGGGUAGUCUUUGACACCAAAGCAUAUGUUGAUGCCAGCAACAACCAAAGGACGGGUACCUGGCAGCAGCUGGUCGCAUGCGAUGCCAAAACCGUAGCAAAGAUUGGCCAUGUCGCUUUCGAACAAGCCGUGUUGGUCGAUUUUCCGUUGCAAACAGCGGUCGCUGCCUUGCACGUCUUCCUUGGAAUGGGAAAGCCCGGUAGUGGAGCAAAAGAAGAAAAGGUGCUGAUCUGGGGUGCUGGAGGUGCGGUUGGUUCGUAUGCAGUCCAAUUUGCGAAACAAGCCGGGUAUACAGUAGUCGUCACAGCAUCGCCGCGGGAUGUUGAGCGCCAGAUGAAGCUAGGAGCCAGCGAGGUGGUCAACUACAAAGACACUGAUGCAGUCGCCAAGCUACGCAGUCUGGGACCGUACAAGUACCUCUUCACUACAAGCGGCGAUGCAGCCUCCCAAAGCGCACUGGCAUCGCUUCUUGAGCCUACAGGAGGCAGUUUCGCCAGUGUUCUACCUGGUGCCGUUGAGCUGCCUGCGAAUGUCAACCUCAUAUACACGGCUUUCUCGCAAGCGGCGCAGAAAGAUGAGUACUCGGAAUGGCGUGACUGGUGGUACCAAGAAUACUUACCCAGAGUGCUUUCAGGAGGUCUCGUAGAGCCAGUAAGAUUUACCAAGGUCCAAGGUGGACUGUCAGCGUUGCAGCACUCGAGCCAAGAUGUGUUUGACGGCAAAGUCAAGGGGAAGCUCGUCAUCGAUCCCCAAGAGUAG
Bipolaris victoriae FI3 is the source of this 1020-nucleotide messenger RNA. RefSeq lists its product as hypothetical. The record is from RefSeq and is a predicted model, not a curated record. The transcript has 3 exons. NCBI's taxonomy places the organism in Eukaryota, Fungi, Ascomycota, Dothideomycetes, Pleosporales, Pleosporaceae. Bases 1 to 1020 code for a protein of 339 amino acids. Gene Ontology annotation, molecular function: oxidoreductase activity, acting on NAD(P)H.